AUGUCUACACGGUUGCUUUCGAAGCUCUCGAGAGCCGAACCAUCAGCACUGAGAGCUUCCGCAGCCAUUGCACGAUGCCAGACAACUCCUCGAAUAUCUGGACACCGUACCACCUUGUAUAGCAGAUCCAUUGCCCCAAAUUACCCUUUUCUAAUCGGCAACUCACAAGUCACCUUUGCCCGAUGCUACGCAAACGGACGACCUCAUCCGCCUGGCGGGACACACCGUAUGAAUUUUGGCGGAGAACCCGAAAAGCCUGCCCUCGAAGAAUUCGGUGUUGAUCUCACUGCGCGAGCAAGAGAUGGGAAGCUUGAUCCGGUAAUCGGACGCGACGCAGAGAUUCACAGGACGAUUCAGAUACUGUCACGUAGGACCAAGAACAACCCGGUUUUGAUUGGAGCGGCGGGAACGGGGAAAACGGCUGUUCUAGAGGGACUGGCCCAACGAAUUGUUCAGGGUGACGUACCAGAGAGCAUAAAGAACAAAAAGGUAAUCACGCUCGACCUCGGUCAGCUCAUUGCCGGCGCAAAAUUUCGUGGAGACUUCGAAGAGAGAUUGAAGAAAGUGUUGAAAGAAGUAACCGAAGCCCAAGGCGGUAUCAUAUUAUUUGUGGAUGAAUUGCAUACCUUGCUUGGCCUGGGAAAAGCCGAAGGUAGCAUUGACGCCAGUAAUCUUCUCAAACCUGCCCUAUCAAGAGGCGAGCUGCAAUGUUGUGGUGCUACUACGCUUAACGAAUAUCGACAGAUUGAAAAGGAUGUGGCGCUUGCGCGGCGAUUUCAGCCCAUUCUAGUCGACGAACCUUCAGUACCUGAUACUAUUUCUAUCUUGCGAGGCAUUAAAGACCGUUACGAAGUCCACCAUGGUGUGCGGAUUACGGAUGGCGCCCUAGUCGCCGCUGCUACCUACAGCAAUAGAUACAUAACGGACCGCUUUUUACCUGACAAAGCAAUUGAUUUGGUUGAUGAGGCUGCUUCUGCAUUACGCCUCCAACAGGAAUCUAAACCCGAUGCUAUUCUGAAGCUAGACAGAGAAAUCAUGACCAUCCAGAUCGAGCUCGAAUCGCUCCGAAAAGAGACAGAUAUUGCCAGCAAGGAACGUCGAGAGAAUCUUGAAACACUGCUGAAAGGUAAACAAGAAGAAGUCGGCAAGCUGAAUGAGGUUUGGGAAAAGGAGCGUGCUCAGAUUGAUGAAAUCAAAAAGACGAAAGAAGAACUUGAACGUGCUAGACUUGAUCUCGAACAGGCACAACGAGAAGGAAAUUUUGCGAGGGCUGGUGAAUUAAGAUACUCUAUUAUCCCAGGACUCGAGUUAAAACUCCCGCAAGAAGGUGCCACGAUCUCAGCAACUGAUGGUCAGAGUCUUAUUCAUGAUUCUGUCACUGCUGAUGAUAUUGCAGGCGUGGUAUCUCGGACCACUGGCAUUCCUGUCAACAAGCUCAUGGCUGGGGAAGUUGAAAAAUUGAUCCAUAUGGAAGACACUCUACGGAAAUCCGUGCGUGGUCAGGAUGAAGCUCUGGCAUCCGUUGCCAAUGCUGUAAGAAUGCAAAGAGCAGGUCUCAGUGGUGAAAACCGCCCAUUGGCCUCGUUUAUGUUCCUUGGACCAACCGGUGUUGGAAAGACUGAGCUCUGCAAGAAAAUGGCAGAAUUCUUAUUCUCUACUGAAACAGCCGUCGUAAGGUUCGAUAUGAGCGAAUUUCAAGAAAAACAUACGAUUAGCCGCUUAAUUGGGUCGCCAGCUGGCUACGUUGGCUAUGAAGAUGCUGGACAGUUAACAGAAGCAGUGAGGAGGAAGCCUUAUGCUGUACUGCUCUUUGACGAAUUCGAAAAAGCCCACCGCGAUAUAUCUUCCCUACUUCUACAAGUGUUGGAUGAGGGAUUCCUUACGGACGCUCAAGGCCACAAGAUCGAUUUUCGAAACACGUUAAUCGUAUUAACUUCAAAUCUAGGCGCUGAUAUUCUCGUGGCGGCAGACCCCGCGAGUGGAGAUGAGAUCUCACAAGAGAUCAGAGCCGCCGUUAUGGCAACCGUCCAGUCGUCAUAUGCGCCGGAGUUCCUAAAUCGGAUAGACGAGUUUAUUAUAUUCAAGAGACUCUCCCGUCAGGCUCUUAGGGAUAUAGUUGACAUAAGACUUCGAGAAUUGCAAGGCCGACUGGAUGAUCGACGAAUUGCUUUGAAAGCAAAUGACGAAGUCAAAGACUGGCUCUGUAGCAGAGGGUAUGACCCAAGGUACGGAGCGAGGCCUCUUAAUCGUUUGAUUUCUAGAGAAAUCGGGAAUCACCUAGCAGACAAACUCAUUCGUGGGGAAGUUACAUCCGGCCAGACAGCAUACGUUACUAUGAAUGAUAGCAAAACCGGGCUUGAUAUUACAACAAACCUUCCAAUAACUGAAUAA
Messenger RNA from Ophidiomyces ophidiicola, 2391 nucleotides. It is a transcript of the gene HSP78, whose product is annotated as chaperone ATPase hsp78. Gene Ontology annotation, biological process: cellular response to heat. Bases 1 to 2391 code for a protein of 796 amino acids. Gene Ontology annotation, molecular function: ATP binding; ATP hydrolysis activity. The record is from RefSeq and is a predicted model, not a curated record. Gene Ontology annotation, cellular component: mitochondrial matrix; cytoplasm. NCBI's taxonomy places the organism in Eukaryota, Fungi, Ascomycota, Eurotiomycetes, Onygenales, Onygenaceae. The transcript has a single exon.